AUGUACCUCUUCUACUCCCUAACCUUCCUCUUCCUCAUCGUCGCAACCGUCCUCUACCUCACCCGCUCAACCUGGAAACCCCACGCCCCACCCAUCCCCUACAUCACCGCCCCGGGAACCAUCCCCGAACCCAUCUACGCCAUCAUCGACAAACUCAACGCCUACAUCGACCGCUUCCGCUACGUCGCCCUUCCCCAAUCCUCCACUUUCGCCGAAGACGCCGAAGCCGGCCUGCACUCGUCUAACUUCAAUCUGAGCGAGAAUAUCGAGGCGGGGGAUGCGAGACGCGGGUUGGAUGAGGGUGGGAAGCGGGAGGUUUAUCGCGUCAUGAAGUUGAGGGGGAUCGGGUUUGAUGAGGCCCGGCGGGUGGUGGUGGAGGAGAGGUUUGGGCGGGAGGGGAUUGCGGCGGAUGGGCGGCCGUUGGAUCGGAAGGCGGUGAUGUUUUCUUGA
Molecule: messenger RNA, 450 nt
Organism: Recurvomyces mirabilis
Lineage: Eukaryota; Fungi; Ascomycota; Dothideomycetes; Mycosphaerellales; Teratosphaeriaceae
Exons: 2
Coding region: 1-450 (149 amino acids)
Source: RefSeq, a predicted model, not a curated record